Messenger RNA from Symsagittifera roscoffensis, 1401 nucleotides. RefSeq lists its product as uncharacterized. The record is from RefSeq and is a predicted model, not a curated record. Bases 1 to 1401 code for a protein of 466 amino acids. The transcript has 4 exons. NCBI's taxonomy places the organism in Eukaryota, Metazoa, Xenacoelomorpha, Acoela, Convolutidae.
AUGACACGGGCGCAACAAACGGGGGAAGCGUAUCCAGACCUCAGUAUCAUGAAGAGAGAGCUUGAGAGGACUCAGCGGGAGAGGAACAAGGCGAAACUUGAGAGGGAUCAAGCGGUCGUCGAAAAGGACCAAGCGCGGAGGGAACUGGAUAUGUUGAGAGCUGAACAUCUACAGGCAGAAAGAGUACGAGAGAAUGCCGCGAAUUGUGAGCAGCUGAAGUCGGAGCUUGAAAGGAUCCAGCAACGACAACGCGAGCUUGACAUGCAGAAAAGGGCUAGGCCCAAAGAGCGGGUGGUUAUGAGGUUGUUGGAGGUGUGGAUACCAACUGAGUCAGCAUCCUCCCUGCGUGGUCUAGAGACACAAGAAUUGCGGAUUCAAAUGGAUCCGGCCAUUCUUACGGAGUGCACCAUUCCUUACAACAUGAAAGCAGACCAACAUGCAAUGGAGAUGAAUACAAAAGUGCGAAACCUGAACGAAAUAAUCAGGCAGAUACACCAAAGGAGCGUCCUCCCCGUUGGACUGUUGGACGUGGCCGAGCAAAUGGAGCUAUCUGCUUUCCCUGACAAUGCAUCCUCGGAUAGGAUUCACUUUGACAGGUCCAGAGGGGUGGAAUGGUUAAAUGACGUCUUCCAAAGGCACAUUAGCGCAUUGGAGGCAGAGUUGCUAGAGACGGCCCAAGUCACGUUCGGACCACCUCCAAAUCCACCCUUCUUCAACCCGAGGGCGUUGUCCAGUCGCUUGGGAGCGAUGGCCGAUUCUAGAGACAGUUCGAGGAACUGCCGGACCAAGUUGCCGGGCGCCGCACCCAUGGAGGCCGAGGAGGCAACGUCAUCAACUCCUCAGGGAUCGAUAAUAUCCUCGGUGGUGGUGGCGGAGAAGAAGAAACCGGAGAGGUCAGCGGAGACCAGUAGGUCGAGAUAUGUGGAGAAGGUGAAGGAGCUGGACUUGGAAGAUCUGGAGUGCAGGCUAGAGUUGGCGGAAGCUUUGAGUCUUGAGCGGGUGUCGCACGAAGACUUGGGUAGACACCAUAUGGAGUUGACCAUCACAAGCUCCACCAGUAAAUCUAGAGGGCCGAGCAAUGAAAGGAAAAACGUGGCCGCAGCGGAGAAGCAGCUGGAGUCGAUGGUGUAUCGACUGACACAAGAGAGAGGCAGAUGGCCCUUCCUGACACCAAGGCUGGAGAACGCCACGGAGCAGACAAGAGAAGAUGCCCCACCUCUGGUGAAGCAAAUCUGGGAUUUUCUUGAGGAGCAGCUGGAAGUGGUCGAGAAGAGGGAAAUGACGGUGGCCAGAAUCGUCACAGCAGCCAACGAAGUCACGAUUGGAGGAUUCUGGAGGGAGCACGCAAAGGACGCUGCUAGUGCAGUACCUACUGAUGCAAAACCGGCACCUGACUGGUGA